Molecule: messenger RNA, 4740 nt
Organism: Puccinia triticina
Lineage: Eukaryota; Fungi; Basidiomycota; Pucciniomycetes; Pucciniales; Pucciniaceae
Exons: 2
Coding region: 1-4740 (1579 amino acids)
Biological process (GO): DNA integration
Molecular function (GO): zinc ion binding; nucleic acid binding
Source: RefSeq, a predicted model, not a curated record
AUGUCCGAUCUACCCAAUCCUACACCUCCAUCAAAUAAUUCACCUAUUGAUUCUCAAAACCAUAUUCAACCUCCUUCGCCAAGCAUACAAGCUCAAACCGGCUUGCUCACUUCAUCCCACAUCCGCAACCAACAAAUCCAAGGCUUAGACGCCCUCACUAAUCCUUUUCUUGCUCUGCCCACCUCAUCCCCACACCACCCCGACAACAAAAAACCCAUCGCCAACAAACCUACUCGACAACCUACUCCCCCGAUCCCUCACUAUCACUUCACCCCUACACCUUUCAAUUCUUCCGCACCCCCCCAAUCUUCAUCCUCCUCCACCAACCCAACACCCACUGUAACUCCAUCUCAUCCCCCCGUCUCAACUCCUGCGGCUACCACGGCUACUGAUAACACGGUUUCCCCGACCCCAAUCGCUACGAAAAAAGACAUAAAUCACGAGACACCCCCUCACAUGAUCCAGACCCAGCCCGUGCCAGCCACAAAUCCGUCUAUGCCGGACUUUGCCAACUCGCCCGCCGGUUAUUAUCCUCCCUUUCCCUACAUGUCUUACCCCUACCCGUACCACCAUCUCCCCUACGGUUUUCCACAAAACCAAUCUCCCGUGACACCUUCUCCCAAUCCCGUUCAACACCCCGCUUUCCCGGUCAGCCAUCCCCAAGCACAACUCCCACCUCCAGCUACUCAGACUCGGCAGGAGACCCUAGAUCGCGCCAUUGAAGACACUCGUAAUCGACGUUUUGCCGAGGAAGAUCGCCGCAACACAACGUCCAACAUAUCUUCCGCAAUCAAACUGAUUCGAGAACGUGAUAUACUCCUAGCGGACGGCAGUAAUUUCCGCAAAUGGGCCCGCCGACUUCGAGAACUCGCAUCCCAGGUCUUGUACAAUGCCGAUUUUUUCGACAAACCGACCACCAACAUCCAUCACGAGAAGAUUGGCCGGGCUAUUCUUCUCCACUCCAUCGACUCGUCUCUUGAGGACGGCAUCUCCUCGAUAUCAACCUGUCAUGAAGGUUUCAAGAACAUCAAAUCCCGCUUCAACUCGGUCUGCCGGGCCGCACAAAUCUCGACCCUGGACGCACUUCUGAAAAUCGACCCCAACUCGUUUGCGACUUCGGCUGCUUGUGGCGCUCGAAUGAACGAUCUCAUAACCGAUUUGAAAGAUCUGAACAUUGCCUUCACCGUGGACAACAUCCUCGGACUCCUUUUUCAGCGGAACCAACGAUCGGGUCCAGUUAAGCAAGAAAUGGCUCAGCGUGUCGAGCACAUCAUGUAUACGGACGCUCUUCACACGGCACCGACGUUUGAGAAGCUCCUGAAGAUGUACGAUGUUUGUCGCAACCAGGUUGCUCUUUCCGACUCCGGUGGUAACAACUCUCUUUUCCCUGACAUCCAAAGCCCACACCAUAUGAUUGCCGACGCCCCGGCGGAAAUUUUAGAGCCAGAGGCAACAGUGAACAAUGACGAUGUUGCUGUGAACGCUGCACGACCCAAUAACAACUGUCAUAUAUGCCAACAGCCGGGUCAUUGGUCCAACUCCUGCCCCGCAAGGACCAAACCUGUCCCACAGAAAUCCGGUAACACCUCCAACUUUCGAAGUGCCCCACAAUAUUCUUCUCCGUCGUAUCUCCCCUACUGUCCUAUUGUUGUUGCCCCAAACUUCACACCCUAUGGACAAAACAUUUUCCCCGGCAACCCAGGUUCCCAGCCGGUCUUUGCGCCGCACAACAAUUCCAUUCCCCCCAAUCCUCCUCACUCUCGCAUUAACAACCCACCAUCCAACAACCGAUCUUAUGAUUCCUACAAACCCAACUAUGCAACCCAGAAGCCCGCCGUAUCGGCAAAGAACAUUGAUGUUGGGAACAUUGAGGACGAGAUUGCUGAGCUCCAAAUGACCGGAGAAGCUACAGCGGAAGCCAUCGGGCUUGGCUCGAACGUCAUCACUGACACGGGCGCUACUAAUCAUCUUACUGGAGACAGGUUUGCUCUUUUUAACUUUAAACUCCUCCAGAAACCUAUCCCCCUGAGAGUAGCGACUGACGGUUGCAACGAAUGUAUCACAGGGGUGGGGACAAUGGUUUUUCCUGGAAAGAGUGGAAUGACCGUCUCCGUUAACGGGGUUAUGUUCUGUGAGCAAGCGAAUGCCACCCUUAUCUCCCCUUCCGCACUCUGUCGUGCUAAUGUGUCCAUUAGCUAUGACACCUCUUCAGAUACCUUCCUCUUCCGAUCAAGCGAUGACCGAAUCCUCCUUGAGAGCAAACUUGACCCAACCGGUCGAUGUUGGACACUCCCGCGGCCUAUAUCUCGGACUCCGUCCAAUGGAUCCCGCCUAAUCCAACCACCCAUCUCUAAAUCCGUUUCUAUUCCCAAUGUUAUGCCUUCCUCGUAUGAUCACCUUGCUGCAACCCCUGUUCCCUCCAAUGUUGAUGACAAGACUUCCGAAUUUAUCUUCUCCUAUCCCAUCGACAAACAAAGUUUCAAUUGGCAUGAAUCUGACCUCACAAAAGAUGAAAUGAAACUACUUUUUUGGCACCGAGUUUUUGGGCAUGCCGGACUACGUCGCAUCCAAAAGAUGAUUAAGUUGAACCUCGGUGUAGGACUUCCCACUGAUCUCCCUAAAGGGGAUAUUAAGUGUCCAGUUUGCAUGAUUGCUAAAGGCACUCGGACCAACACUCUACUCCCCACUUUCAGGCCAGUAGGCACCCUGGACAUCAUUGCCUGCGAUCUGAUGGGUCCUUUCGAGAUUCCGACCUUUGGAGACAGGAAAUAUAUUCUCGCCAUUCGAGAUAUUGCUACGUCUUAUAGCGAAAUUAAGAUAAUGUCAAAAAAGAGUGAGGCCACUCAAUUGCUAAUCGACCAAGUUCUACGUUUUGAAACAGCUACAGGCAAACGAGUCAGAUGCAUCCGAUCUGAUAACGGCGGGGAGUUUGAAACAAAAAUUCUAGCUGAUUUCAUCAAAAAGAAAGGCAUCAAGGCGGAGAGAUCGCUCCCAUACCACCAUUACCAGAAUGGGGCUAUCGAAUGGUACAACAGGACAGUCUCUGACAUGGGAAGAGCGGUGCUCACUGACAGCCACCUACCGCGGAGCUUUUGGGGAUUCGCGUUUCUGUGGGCCAACUACACGCUCAACAGGGUUCCGAACAAAGUAAGUGGUAAUCAAACACCUUUUCAGGCGUUCUACGGCUAUAAACCAACCCUCGACCACAUGAGAGUGUUUGGAUGCCGCGCUUUUGUGCUGACCCCACCAGAAAAGCGAAAGCGUUUGGAUGACAGGGCCCUCAAGGCGCGAGUCAUAGGUUAUGUUGACGGUGGAAAGGGCUGGAUGCUCUGGGUUCCUUCCACUAACAAGAUUGUUGUUUCAGCAUGGGUCCAAUUUGCGGAUGAUCCUUUGAAGCUGACAACAGGCAACAAAAAAGCCACUUCUGUUAUAGAUCCUAGACUAACCGGUGCCCAGGUACAUACUCCACAACACCAGAUAGAUCCCCAAAUCCGCCCAGAUGUCAAAGCCUUCCGUUUUGUAAUGGCGUGUCAGCUUGGGAAUUUUGUUGCCGAAGAAACUUUUGAAAGUCAGGAGAAGCUUCAGGACGAACUGGAUCAGAAGACCAAGUCACCCAAUAUUCCGACCCCGAAGAACUACAAGGACAUCUUGAAACAUCCAGAAAGAGAAGCAUGGCUCAAAGCAAUUCAGGAAGAGCUACAGAAUCUCUUUCGACAUGAGAUCUGGACUAUUGAACUCGUGCCCGACGGAAGACGUGUCAUGGGAGCUCAAUGGGUAUUUGUCGAGAAGCGGACGGCGGACGGCAAACUCAUCAAAUUGAAGGCUAGGUACGUAGCAAAAGGCUAUGCUCAAAUAGCCGGUGUUGAAUUCCUCGAUACAUUCGCGCCUACGGCAACUUUUGUCUCCCUGCGUCUUCUACUGACGAUCGCAGCCAAAUGCAACUGGCCCGUUUAUUCUUUUGAUUUUGUAGCAGCCUACCUUCAUUCGCCGAUAGAUGAGGAGAUAUGGGUCAGGCCCCCGGAAGGCCUCGAUGUGCCGAAAGGGUACGCGUGCAAACUCCAGAAAGCCCUCUAUGGCACGAAACAGGCUGCUAGAUGUUGGUGGAAACAUCUUCAAAAGAAACUCAAAGAUCUGGGUUAUACCCCCAGCCAGUUUGACAGCUCACUUUACAUCUUACAGCAUUCGUCGCAUAAGGGUGCGAUCUGGGUACACGUUGACGACGGUGUCGUUUCGGGUUCUAGUGACGAAAUACUCCGCCAGCUAGAGAAAGAUCUUCAGGAUUGUCUCGAGAUCAAAUGGCAAUCCGGGGUGGAGACGAUUGUGGGUGUUGAAGUCACAAGAGGUACAGGAAGUUUUUCUCUCCGUCAAAAGAAACUAAUUGACAAGAUACUCGAGGAUCAUUGGGAUAAAAAAUCCCUUGCCAAAACCCCUCUCCCUACUAAUUACAGUGCGGAAACAGAGAAUCCCGAUGGUGAUCCUACACAAUCGUCGGCGUAUCUCUCAGUGGUUGGCGGACUCAGCUAUCUGGCAGUCGGUACGAGACCUGACAUAGCAUUCGCGGUCAACUACAUGGCCAGAUUCAGUGCAUGUCCCGCUCCCGUCCACUGGAAAGCACUACGACAUGUUGUAAACUACCUGGCGAACACCAAAGACCGUUUCCUUCAGAUCAAUCCCCGGGAUUCGGACAAACCUCUCAAGUGCUAUAGCGACACGGGUUGGGGCGACGACUACACACAGUAG